GUUGCUGCACAAUGCACCAAAUCUCUUCGUGAGAACACACAAGAUGCAUCGAGUGGAGUUAGUGGCAGCGCCAACUAAAAGAGUUGGGGUUCAUGGCAUGAGUGUGCCUUGCCUGUGCAUGUGCUCUGCGUCUGCAAUGUUCUGGUUGUGCCAUUGCUAUUCCCUUUAUUUUUGUAUUCUUCAUCUUCGGUGCUUCGGCGGUUCGGUAGGGGUAGGGUUAAAUAGUUAAGACAACGUGAAUGCGGAGUCAAGCGAAUGGUUGGGGCAAAAGUGAACCAGGGGCUCGGUCGGAGGGGGAGUGUAGAGUAUGGAAAAGAGCUCGGAUUGUGUGUGAAUGUGGAGGCGAUGUGAGGGUACCAAACCAAUGACGACGACUACGACACGAGCUAGUGACGGUGCUUCUUUAACACAAGCACCGAAAUUGUUAGUAACCAAAGCGCCGCGAUUGAGAGCGAUCGUGAUUUUUUCGGUUCUCGUUUUGUCGGAAUAAAGACGGUUUUGUUUGUUUAUUUUUUUUGUUGUUCAUUUCAUUUAAUUUCAUUUCGUAGUGUUUAUGUUUAUAAAUGAAGAUAGAAAACCCGUUAUGAGAGCGGUGUUUCGGUAUAAUUCUGAUUUUGAUUUGUAGAAUAUUAUCGGGAUCAGUUGUGUCGUGUCGAUAAUGUGGACAGUGAUUGAAUAUUGUGUUAUCUUAAGUGGAUAGUGUCAAACUGAAGCACUGAGAGAAAUAACGAGUUUGAAUAGAGGAACUUUUGAAAUAACCUUCCUUAAGAUAACAGCGAAUAUUUUUUAUUUCAAAUGCAAACGAAUGAAGGAUAUGACCAGAGAAAGGUUAACAUAGCUGGUUUCUGCGGUUUCUCCCAAAAAGAAAGUGUGCGGUUUCGGAAAUAAAAAAACCCUCCCACAAUCGCCAAACGUUUUAAUACAUAUUUUGUUCGUACGAAGAAAAAAACCGGGAAACAGAGAUCUUUCUAAGCGCGAAAUUCAUAGUGAACAUAGACAUUAAGAAGAGGAAAAGAGUCUCAGGACUACCUCCUGCACCAUCUUCAAUUCAAAGAUUCUUUUUCGACUUUUUUCACAUCUGUAGUAUAAUAGUGCAUCCAGAGUUUUUUCUUCGAUCCUGAUCUGAAAGCAGUUUCUUCUAUGUUGCAAUCAUGACGGCCUUCCCACGGAACGUUAUCGAAGUGAAUUCGGAUUCAAUGAAACUCACAAGAAAUUCCUUUACACUACACAUUCCUUUCUUUCACUUAAAUGCAACUAAUAGCAGCAACACCACAACAUACUGCACCAACAUUUUACAAAAACAAUGUCCGAAGCAAAAGAACCCUCCCCAGAGUCCAAUCAUUCACUAGAAAUCGAAAAACUAAAGCAACCCCCAAUACCAGCACCUCGUGAGUCAAUUCCAGUAAAAGCUCCAGCUAAAGUAGAAGAAACAGCUCCAUCUGUGGAUGUAAAUGAAUCGAAAAAACUCUGUGAUAAAAAAAUUAACGAAGCAAAUACUGCGGCUAAUACAAAAUCAAUUUUUACCAACGGAACAACAGGAAUACCUGCGAAGACAAUCCUUAAAAAAUCUGUUUCCUUCGAUCCAGAAGAUGAAACUGUUAAAAAAUUCACCUCAGGUGAAGUGAUAAUUGAUCAAAAGAACCCUUUUAAGAAGACCAACGGUCUAGGAGGGAGACAGAAAAAAACUCCACCACCGGUGCCAAUAAAGCGCUCCACUUUAAGUUCAGUGAAGCCAGCAACAAAACCAACACCAACUGUCAAAGAAGACUCAGAAUUUGUAACAACUGAAGAAGUUUUGAAACAAUCCAAGUACGUCAAGACAUACAUCAAGAAUCCAGAUAAGUACUUUGAGUACGAUCCAACUGUGUUAGCUCGAAUUAAGUUCGAGGAAUUGAAAGAACUUAGCGGUACAAAGCCUUCGAAAAAGGUCAAACUAACACAGCAAACCCAAGAACGUUUAAAAGAUUUAAAAAAGAAAUGUACACCACCUGCGAAAGCUUCAAAAAUUCCAAACUUCAAGAAGGUUUCAAAGCCAAACUACCCAGAUUUAUCGGACAUUAAAGUCAAAACCGGAACAGAUCUCGAAGAUUCUCUUUUUAAUCCUGAAGAAGUUACAAAGAACGCUAAGAAAUUUGACGAAAGGGUUAAAAAACUACAAAUAAGUUCCGACGACGAUUUAGAAGACAUCGAUGAACCAUUGACGAAAAGUGAUUCUAGCGAAGAAGUGAAACUGAACAAUUCAACUGGAGUUCAGAGUGAAGAUCAAGUUGAUACAGUUCCUGCCAAAGCAGAGCCAAAUGGAGAAGUGAAAUCAUUCACAAACACAGUUAAUUCUCAAGAAUUUCAAGAGUUCCUCAAGAAAAAAGGAUUAUCGUUGACACCCAAGCGUGCAGCAGCAGCAAAGACAAACGGUACAAAAGUAAACGGGGUGAUUCCUGCCGAACCUCAGCGAGUGCAAAUCGUUAUCGAAAAACAAACUCCAGUGGAACAAAUUUAUUCAGAUCCCGAUACAAUAAUGGAAACACCAAAGAAAACGAAAAAGCCUUCGGUUUUCCAGCGGCUACUACCGAAUGGGAUUUUCUCCUCCAAAAGGAAGACAACACCAAAAGAACAAGUUCCUAUACCACAGAGUGUCUACGGAAAUAUACCUGCAAAUGAAAAUGGCAAUGUGGUAAAGCCCUCUCCGGCAAUUAAGCGUGUUGUUCUGGAACGUCAGAGCUUCCAUGGGAGCUCUGGCAAUGGGCUGCUAAAUAAUGUUUCAGAUCUUAAAAAGCAAAUGGAGCGAUCAAGAAAAAGCUAUGCAGCUGGAGAUGAUCACUCCAACUCGAUCUCAAGUGCCUUAACAAAUGCCGACGACUUUCCGCCUCAGGAUGAAAAUAAUGUAAGCAGGGCGAAAAAAGAUGAACGUUCCCGUUCGGCGAGUGAGGGAACUCUUACUAAAGCUAAUCGCAGUCGAUCGUCUUCCAAGGAGAGACUUCACACAUCUCAGUCUAGAGACGGGUUAGUGAGAACGCGUAUUCAAAGGGCACAAAUUCCAAUAAGCUCAAUGAGGCCGAUGCCAAACAAGAGUUUGGAGAGAAAUGUCACAGAUAAACAUCAGCAACAGCAGUCGCAACAACCCCAGCAAGUUCAACUAAGGCGUUCGGUGGCUGAGCGACAAUCUCUGGUUCCGAAACGAUCAACGGCACAAGCUGCUGACAAGAGAGUUAUUUUUGGACGCUCUUCGUCUAUGGAUAGAAAUGAGAUUUCUAAAAGAAGUGGUUCACGGCUCAAUAAUUCCCUGCCAAAAUCAAAAAGUGCCUCAUCGACCCCCAAGGGUAUUCUUACUCCGAAGAAUUCCAAGGAAAAUUUACUUGACGGAGGUCCAAAGUUAACAUCGACGCCCAUUAGAGAAGACGUUGAGUUGAAGAAACCAUCGCCCCAAGUAGCCAAACCAUCUGUGUCGCCAAUUGAAGCCCUACCACAAUCACAAUCGCCGGCUACAAUGCAAGUGGGUCAGCAGGAAUGGGUCAAACUUAGUGAGAUCAAAGAACGCACUGAUCGGGAGCUUUAUAACAAAGUUAUCCAACAGACUCAGGGCGGAGUACACAAAGUGCCAAUGAGUGGAAAUCCAGAAAACAUUUACGAACGACUACCAGCCUAUCAAAUUCAGGUAGGGCAGUCAAUGUCACCGCCUUACCAACCGAUCUAUGCCCAGCUUGUUCCCGAGGGAAAUUUGCAGAAUUUUCUGCGAGGAUCACCACAAAGGAACACAUUUUCUGGUGUGUAUAGAAAUCGCAAUGCGAAGAUAAUCGACGGGAACCCAGUUCUCAUUCCCGAAAACCAACAAGUCCAUUCCAUCAGGUCAGAAGUGGUGUCCAAUCAGGUGCCAAGAUGUCAGAGUGUCCUCGAUGAAAUGAUGGCUCCGAAUCAGCGGGAUAAGGGCUAUCGAAGUGACUCCGAAACACCGGUGAUAAUGCGAAGAAAAGAUCAGACUCAACAGCGUAGUGGUACACUAACCCGUGAAGAAAUACUUCAGAAGGUGAAAGAGUUCUGUCGAAAGUCUCUAAACAAGACUCCUACCAAACUUGGAAGUUCAUCAACCCAGAUCAACAGUCACAAGGAGAUGAACGGAAAGGUGCCAAAUGAUAUUUCUCCGGUAUCCUAUGUCUCAGUUGAGACUCACAAUCGACCUUCAUCAAGAUUAGCAGCUCCACAAGUUCCCCAAAGGAUGCAAAGCCUCCCGCCUACAGCAAUAACAGUGUCAACGGUUAUCCAGCCCCAGGCUAGCACCCCAACAACAUCACCCAUAUACGCCCAUGUGAUAAAACGAAACAGUAUUCAAUCAAAUGUGUCCGAUCAAUUAGACAGUCCUCAAAGAAGAGCUUCGUCUUCGGCAGACUACUAUCACCAGCAGCCUAGGCGGCUCUUUGCUCAAUCUAGUGAAACAGACUCUGGGGUAUUCGGACGUCCUGACACAGCGUCACCAGCGAGAUUUGUUGUCAUGGACAGCGAUAAAGUAACUCCUGCGCAUCUAAUGAAGUAUGGACAAUAUGGGCAGGUACAAAUGCCAAGUCCGUAUGGGUUCAUUCACGUAAAGCCGCAACAGCAAGCACGUCCACGAAUGGAUGGACGAGCGACGCCUUUGAUUCUUGAACGGGGCAACCAGGUCGGUUCUCAAAUAUACUGGAGUCCAACAAGGGCACUUCAACAUAGUCCUCGAUUGCCAGUUCAAUUGAGUCCUAGGUAUGCCCCACAGGCACAACAACAUCUAAACAGACAACAAGGAUUGGGCGCAUUCGUAGCUCAACCACAACAACAACAACAACAACCACAGCAGCAGCCAAAUGGAAACCUGGUGUAUGUCAAGGUGCAAGAUCAAAUCUACCGUCCGAUAAACAUGCGCCCAGGUUCGGCUGGCACAAUGCCACCGCUACAACAACGCGUGCACAAAAUGCCACCACCAGCAGCAAUGAUGCAACCUAUAGCUCAACAGCAACCUCUGCCUGCAACUAUCUAUCCCCAGAUGUAUGAGAGUGAAAGUGGUUCGGAGGCAGGAGAAGUGCAGCGAAUAAUGGAAAGACAUCGGAUACAAGAAGACUGGCAAAAUGAGAAAUCCGGACGCAAUCAGUCAAAUGAACAAGUAUCCGACGAUAGAAGACGUAACGCCCGCCGCGAAGAUCCCAGGCGUCACACUUUGGGCGGUGAUAUGUUACAAUAUGGCGGGGGUGGUGGUGGAGUCGGAGGUGUUGCCAUUGGCAUGGGAAAUGCCAGUGGUGGUAUGGGCGGACAAGGCCAACCCCAACAGCGAGCCAUGGAUCUGGAGAUGGGUACACGAGCUCAAAAGAAUAAAAAGGGUCAACCAAUGCGUGGGUAUGCGCCAAUUAAUCAAGGACCUCUAUUUGAUGAGGACCCUGGAAUUAUGUCAGAAGUGGAAACAGCUAGUACAGGAUUUCGCAGAGGCGGUAAGCAACGAUCAUCGCUGCCAGUUGUUCGAACUCCAUCGAAAACUUUGGAAAGGCCUUUGGGAUUAGUAUUCCUUCAAUACCGUUCCGAAACGAAGAGGGCUCUUCUUCCAAACGAAAUAACAUCGAUCGAUACAGUUCGAGCAUUGUUUGUACGCUCAUUUCCACGCCAGUUGACCAUGGCUUAUUUGGAAGGUCCUAAUGUAAAGAUAUAUAUUCAUGACGCAAGUAAAGAUAUGUUUUAUGAAUUGGAAGAUGUGCGAUCACAUUUAAGGGAAAUACGAGAUAGAUCAGUGUUGCGAUUGUUUGAAUCGAAUGAAGUUGCUGCCCCGCCACAAGUGUUACCCGGAGGACCGGGAAUACCACAGCCAUUACCACAAGCUCAACCAGCUCAUUGGGAUCAAGAUCAGAGUUACUUCAGCGAACCAGAAUUUGAUUCAGAAUAUCAACAUCAGCAUAUCCAUAAGUCAAAGGGCGGCAAACAAGCACCAUACUAUGUCGGAGCAUCUCAGACACUUCCUCGGGGCAUGUAUUCAGAUAGAAACAAGGCUGCUGUUGGAGCUCCAGCAAAACCAUUGAGAUCAUAUGGCUCUCGGGGUAGUAUGGGGCCCCCAUUUUCCUAUCCUCCGGAUCAGCUUUACAGCAUCCCAGAUGGAUACACCAGUUCACCCGAAAGAGGAACACGUGGCAGUUAUGAAGAGCCAUAUUAUAGCCAAUAUGGGACACGAGGUGCAGCUGUAGCACCUAUUAUAGACGAAGAACAUGGUGAAGUGGCGUUAAGUGAAGACCAAUAUGCGUUAUAUGGUAUGAAGAUUGGUUCUGGAAGAAUACCAAGAAGUGCUAAUCAAGCGUAUGAUCCAACUCGACCCGAAGAUUUGCAUCGCAUUCGUGUUGAACACAUGGAACGGCAGCUAGCCAACCUAACCGGCUUGGUUCAAAAGGCUUUGGUUAAUCAAAAUCCACAAAUAGCUCCGGCUGUCGUUGGGAUGAAUCCAAACUACUUGGGUGUGCCCACUCAAUGUCGAGCAAACGGAUCUGGCGAUGAUAUGUACAUAAGAGAAAAGGCUCCAAAACUCGGCAAAAGCUCGUGUCAUAAAUCAGUGUCAUUUGAAAAAUCCGUUUCGUUUAGUGAUGAUAUCCAAGGUGUACCGAAGUCACAUAGUCCACAACAUGCUGCCGAUUCAAAACCACCAAAGCCAGCUAUUAAGUCGUCAACACUUCCUCGUACUUCGUCUCAAGCAGAAAGAGACCGACUCAAACCGCCACCACCUCCAAAACCACUCGCCUUGACCUCAUCGACUCAUCCUACAUACCGGGCCGAUAUAACAUUAGCGCCUGAAGUCUACAACCAUUUGAGAGGCUUACAAAAGAAAGCAAAGGAUCUGCGCAUGGAGGUGAGGACGUUGCGUAGACUUUCACAAGCUCAAGCUGUUGCCGUUAGGGAAGAUAUAAAGGAUGCUUUUAUGAGAAUUCGUGCUACUUUGCUGGCCAGUAGUGUCAACUAUUGGGGUCAGGGAGAUCAAGAAAAAACAAGAAUGUCAAGAGAAGAAGAGUUAUAUAAGCAGGAGGUUAUACGGUUGGAGAAGGAUUUAAGCGAUUUGGAGUCGUCAGUAGAAGGUUUGCGUGGUGAGGUCAUCAAUCGGAGAACUCGAGUUAAUAUGGCUGCUGUUGAAGAUAUGGCUCUGGUCUUAAGUCGAGCGAGUAAAACUGUGGCAGAACUGAAAAUGCGUUUCCCGAGCCUUCAAAACGGCCUUAGAAACAUUUUAGCCAACGAAAUGGAAAAAGUAGUUCGCGAAGAAAAGUUCCUCAAAGAAGAACCCGAUCGAUUAGAAUCAGCAUUGCGGAGAUGUAAAAAACUAACAGGAACAUUAGUUACAUUAAAAAGAUUGGCCAGUGUACAAGAACAACGAUUACCAGCUAACGAACCAACACAAGAGGAUCCUCCUCGUUCUGCCGAAAUAUCCUCAGCAAAUAAGCCAAUCCCAAGUCCCAGGCUGGGGACGGUCUCUGUCGGCGGGGGAGUCCCACCCGAAAACGCACUCGAUGCUCUGUUAGAUGAACUUCAAACUUUCGCAAAGCCGCUCAAUCAGAAUAACGAUUUACGCCCUGAUGAUUCAACCUCUGAUGACAGCUCGCAAGCUAUUCACAGCACUGUUACCACUCAGCUUUCUCAAGCCAGCCUAUACACUCCUGGUGAUCUUCAAUCUCAAUUGGCAAAUGCUGCUGCUGCCGUUGUUGCUGGCAAUAGCAACACUCUGCAUGUCAACUCCAACAUUGGCAGCCUUCGACGCCUCCAUUCUUAUCCGAGUGGCUCGGAUACUGACACCAGUCCUCCGCAACCAAUCCGCCCUAGUGGCAAACCACCAGUUCCUGAGCGCAAUGCUGAGCUCCUUUCAAAGGUUGGAAAUAAACGGGUCCCCCCACCACCUCCUCCACGGACAAGCUCACGUAGUCCACUGGCAAGCCCGACCAGCCCAAAUAUACCAAUAAGGUUGCCAUCGUUAAGUGAAUCGACUGUUGACAUCUCGAUGGGUAACGGAGAUGGCAGUGGCAACUCAAGUGGUAAUGAAUCUGGUAAUGACCAUGCUCAACGACAGAUGGCACUAGAAAUGCGCCAUCAAGAAUUGCUCAAAAAACAAAAACUUUUGCAGGAGCAAUAUGCUCGCUUACAACAAAUGAGUAAGAAUUCAGUAACCAUGCCCCCAUCUGAUAUUAUGCAACUCAAAAAGACCGGAAGUGAGUCGAACUUGCCUCAAAAAAUGGGCCUAAAUAUGGCAGUUACAGGUUCUAUGAAAAAUCUCAACACCGAGCUCAAUGUUUCCGAAAAGAACGAAAAAAAUCUCGCAAACAAAGGUGAACCCAAUGAGAUGUUAGGCAAUGGUGCUGCCGGAGUUGCACAGUCCCAAAAGGCUCAAACUACGACCACAAGCAAAGUCUACGAAACAGAUAUACUAUAACAAAAGGUAAAGACAGCAUGGAAUGAAACUGAAAUCGAUGCUUAAAGCAAAGAAUUUCAUAAUUUUUUUUUGACAAAAGAACGCACGCAUAAGCAUUUAAAUGUUAAACUUAAAAAAAAAAAACAGUAAAAAAACAAAACAAUAUGGAGGCUAAACAAAGCACACAAGCGCACCAGAAGAUGCAAUAGCUAAAAAAUUUAGUGUUUAUUCAAUACAGAGCAUAAAUCGUUAUUCCCUAAAAAAAAUAUGUAUUAUCAAAAAAAAGCCAUAACUAGAAAAAAAAAAAUAGAGUAAAUGUAUAAAGGAUCUAGACAGGAUUUAGAUAUAACGUACCUACUUACACAAUGUCAAAAUGAUUAACACAGAUGUAUGUACAUCAAUAGCUAUAUAGAACGAUUUAAUUUUGUUACUAACGAGAGUUUUGAGCUAGUAUCUAUAAUUAUGUAGUUUUCCGAAAAUUGAAGAUUAUAGGAAGAAUUUGUAUUAUUUUAUUUCAGUCUUGCAGAGAUAUUUUUUUUACCGGUAAAAUCAAAAAUCUUCACAGUAAAUUCUUUUUUACGUACUCCGCAUUUUUUUUUUAUCGAUAUUAAAUAACUUCUUACAGAAUAGUAUUGAUUAACUACAUCUUUUUGUAGUCUACACAGGCAUAUUUUCUGACGCCUAUACUGAUGUUUUUAGUCGAAACUUCGAAUGGGGCUUACCAGAAAACUUUGUAAGACCUUAGCUUAGUCAAAAUUAAUUUGAGUGGCAUAGUUUUGAUUCUGUCCAAUAUUUAACAAUUUCUUCAUUUAUCCCCUUAUACCUAAGUUGUUAUAUUUAGGUACCUUAACAUUAUCUCCGGAUCGAAAAAAGUCUGUGGUACUUUGUAGCUCAGAAAGGUAACCAAACAUACUUAUUCAUGACGCAGUGUUAUAGAAAGUGCUGAUAGUCUUCUAUCUUCAAUUCCGAGAGCUCGUCAAGGUCUUUGCCGAAGGUUUACAAAUAAAUUGGUUUCUCGUUCAACCAAGAGCCUGAUAUUGAAAAAGAAGCCAUUGAUGGUUCCCUCAACUUCGUGAGAAAGUUUUAUAGGGAAUAAUAAACUUCAAUCUGGUGAGUCUUGAAGGUCUGAUUCUUACCUGCCCAAUUUAUCUGCUCGUUCAUUAUUCUACCAUCAAUACCACGGAUUGGCCAUCAAAGGGGACAUUUCAACAAUGGCAAAUUCGUCUCAUCAUUCACGAGGAAUGAAAUUUUCUUUCACGGAGAAAAAAGUGUCACUUUAAAAUAACAUGAUGCGCACAUUAAAUUUCACCACUUUAAAUUAAGGUGAUAUCCGCUUAAAAUAAGGUGAUUCCACUUAAACUCAGUUAAAUUUAAUGCACGGAGAAAACAGACCACAUAGAAUUAAGCGGAUUGCACCUUAAUUUAAGCUGAUUUCUGCAUGGUUUUUUGCUAAGAUGAUGUUUGUUUCCAUGUGAGAAGGUAAAUUAUUAUUGAAUUAGUACAUAAAUCGUUUUUAUCUUUUAAUAAGAUCUAAUUUCUCCAACUUCUUCAGCCAAAAUUUAAGUUUUUAAGCGCUUUAAUUUGAUUUAGUAAAUUCAAUCAAAAAUUUAAAGUUCAACAUGUAGAAUAUAUUUUUAAUCAAAAUAGUGAAUUUUUAAAGUUUAUAUAAAUAAUAUAGAUUUCUUCCUAUAAAUCUAUCUUCAACUUACUCUUAACAAACAUUUAUCCACCCAAAAUAUUCCAGACCUAUUUCCUAUACGUAAAACAAAUAAAUAAAUAGAUCAUUCUAAGAAAAUUACUUCAAACAAAAAAAAACUAUAUACAUUCGUGUAGAAUCUUAUAAAACUCAUAAAUUAAAAAAAAAAAACAAAACAAAAAAAGCAGUAUGCAUGUAAGAGGGAAAA
Molecule: messenger RNA, 10284 nt
Organism: Episyrphus balteatus (marmalade hoverfly)
Lineage: Eukaryota; Metazoa; Arthropoda; Insecta; Diptera; Syrphidae
Product: coiled-coil domain-containing protein CG32809
Exons: 23
Coding region: 1304-8401 (2365 amino acids)
Cellular component (GO): cytoplasm
Source: RefSeq, a predicted model, not a curated record